Rhopilema esculentum is the source of this 1944-nucleotide messenger RNA. RefSeq lists its product as uncharacterized. The record is from RefSeq and is a predicted model, not a curated record. Lineage: Eukaryota; Metazoa; Cnidaria; Scyphozoa; Rhizostomeae; Rhizostomatidae. Gene Ontology annotation, biological process: rRNA processing. Gene Ontology annotation, cellular component: preribosome, small subunit precursor; nucleus.
AAUUCAUUUCCAACCACGCGACCUUUAAAAUGGCGUUGGCCAAAAACGGGAACAAGGAGCAUGGAAGCAUUGAGGUAUAUUUCGCGAAAAAACUUGCCAACAACGACAAAAAAGUACGCGACCGUGCUGUCAAACGAAUCAGAUCAUGGCUGUCAGGUAGACCUGGAGAUACGUUUACAGAUCUUGAUAUUAUGAAACUCUGGAAAGGGCUCUUCUACUGCAUGUGGUUUUCAGACAAACCACUCGUCCAAGAGGACCUUGCAGAUUCACUCUCAAAAUUGAUCCAUUCAAUGAAAGAUCUAUCAGCUGCAUACAAGUUUUUUAACUGCUUUCUCCAGACUAUUGGUCGUGAAUGGCAUGGUAUUGAUAAAUUAAGGCUUGACAAGUUCUACAUGCUUGUAAGAAAAGUCGUGAAAGAAGUGUUGGAAUAUGUACAUCAAACAAGAUGGAACGAAGACGUCUUGAACAAAAUGUGCGAAGCUUUACUUGCAGGGCCUUGCAGUGUAGCAACAAAGUCGUUUCCUGAUGGUAUUAGGAUGUUUGUGGCAGAGGUAUUGCUGGAUGAGCUACAAAUAGUUGUUGGAGAAACUCAUCCUCUUGCUGCAAGUUUGAGCAAGCUAAUUGAUCCUUUUAUAGUAUUGUCAGCGCAGAAUGAGAGUAUUAUUGUUUUCAAAUCAAUAGAGGAUGAAUUAUUCAAAAAAUUGCUUUCCAAAGAAGAAGGAUACAAGCUAAGUUUUGAUAUUGACUUUGAGACCAUUGGCACAAGAAUCUUCCAAGAAGCCACCAAAGACAAAGUAUCCACUAAAAGAAGGAAGAAGUUGCUUAGAUAUUCAAAUUUUUUCAAAGAAGCCAGCAAACAAAAAGAAUUAGAUUUAAGUCUUCAAAAACAGGAUGCCUCAGAUCAAAAGAAAGUAAAGAAGGAAAAGAAGAAAGCAAAGAAGAGAAAACUAGAGGAGAGUGAAAAUCAAGGCAAAAAAGGGAAAAAAGGAAUGAAGAAGGUAAAGGAAGAAGACCCUGGUUUACAACCAAAGCCUUCAAAUGAUAAAUCUAACAAGUUAAAUAUUGAAACUACAGAUGAGGCUAGCUUGAAAGUCAGUGACGAAGCAGCCAAGGAGGAAAACACAGUUGUGGCGAAGAGUUCAGACACAGAUAUGGUAUCAGGUGAUCAGCAGUCAGAAACCCAAGACUGCAUUGUUAAAAAGCUAGAUUUUGAAAGUACCUUCACACAAGAUGAGUCAUCAAAAGGUGCACAAAUGGAUAAAAGUAAGAAAAACCUAUCAGCAAAGAAAAAGAAAAAAUCAAAUCGAAAAUCAACCAGUGUUGAAAAAAGUUUAACUGAUUCUGAGUUAAAUGUUAGCUUAGAUCAAGCAAAGGACAAGGCAAAAACUGAAGAUCAUGGCAGUACCCUCAGUGCAGGUUGUCAAACAUCAACAAAAAAAGACCAGUCUGCAAAAACAAGGAAGGCCAAAACUCCCAUUUCAAAGAAAAUAAGUUCAAGCCCAAAGGGACCAGUGACGCGGUCAAGCACUAAGAAAAAAGUUGUUUUUGAAUUAUCAAGGAAUGCAGUCACUACAAUUUCCAAAUUGAAAGUUAACCCUGCUAGUGUUUUCACUCCAGAACAAAAGCCAGUAAAAAGUGCAUUAAAAACUUCAACACCUCGUAGAAGAGCUUCUGAUUUCUUUUGAGUAAGAUAUUAUUAGUUUAAUUGUACAGGUACAUUAAAUUGAUAAAUAGUGCUUGAAUAUCAGUAUGAUUUUAUUAUUACAAUGCAUUUUUUUCUGGAAUGCUCCUUUAGCAUAUUGUUCUUAUUGCAAUGCCACUGUAUGGUCAUUUAUAAAGCUUUUUGAUAGUUUUCAAACAUAUUAAGUUUAAUUUUUGAUAAAUUUUAAUAAAUAGAUUAUUCCUUCGGCUUUUAAGUUAUCUAUUUUAUUGAACAAAUUCUAA